Molecule: messenger RNA, 729 nt
Organism: Penicillium griseofulvum
Lineage: Eukaryota; Fungi; Ascomycota; Eurotiomycetes; Eurotiales; Aspergillaceae
Product: phosphosulfolactate synthase
Exons: 5
Coding region: 1-729 (242 amino acids)
Source: RefSeq, a predicted model, not a curated record
AUGGGCAAAAGAUAUCUCGCAGAUAUCCUCGAGACGAUGGGCGACCAUGUAGAUGGUCUCAAGUUUGCUGGAGGUUCAUUUUCUCUCUUUCACGAAAAAUCACUGCGGGAAGUAGUUGAUCUUGCCCAUGAGCACGGCGUGUAUAUCUCAACGGGUGGAUGGGCGGAGCAUCUCCUCACACACCCCAAUCCAAAUACGGUAUUUGACCGCUACUUGGAGAAAUGCAAGGAUCUCGGACUUGAUGUCAUUGAACUGUCUUCAGGUUUUCUGUCAAUUCCAGAGGAUGACUGGCUCCGUCUUAUCGAUAAAGUCCACUCGUACAAGUUGGAGCCAAAGCCUGAAUUGGGAAUUCAAUUCGGAGCCGGCGGAGACACACCUGCCUCGGGGCUUGAAGCAAUUGGGACCUCUGAUCCUGGAAAAUUGGUAAAUCUGGGUCGUAAAUUUCUCGAUGCUGGUGUGAAACGGUUGAUGAUUGAGUCGGAAGGCAUCACUGAAAAUGUUAAAUCCUGGCGGACUGAUGUGGUGUCGAAGAUCAUGAAGGAGCUUCCUCCUGAGCGUGUCAUGUUUGAAGCUGCAGAUCCCAAGGUUUUCAAUUGGUACAUCCGUGAAUUUGGUAUUGACGUCAACCUAUUUGUGGAUCACAGCCAGAUUGUGCAGCUAGAAUGUCUGCGGUCUGGCAUCUGGGGCACGGCCGACACUUGGGGCAAGAUAGUGUCGUUCCGGCAAUGA